AAAUUUGAUUCAUAAAAUCUCUCUAUUUCUAUAAUAUUUUUAAUCUCACACAUAUACAACAUUCGUAAUUCUACCAUUCCCAUUGUAACACGUGGUAUAUAUAUAGGUUAUACGUAAACCCUCCUUACUACAGUGGUGAUGUAAUAAAAAUAAUUUAUCAACAAUAAAUAUAUAAAUAUUUAAUACCUCUUUAAAAUAUAUAAUUCGUUGUAUUUUUUUUUUUAAUUUUUAUACUAUCGUAGAUAACAUAAUAAUAUUUUUAUAAAUAAUUAAACUAUUAUGAGUAUUGAUAAUACAUGUGCGACAUAACCUUACAAUUUUAAAAUAACAUUAUGAAGAUGAUCUCGCUUCAAACAUUAGUAAAAAUUGCUGGUUUUACUGGUUUAGUAGUAGGUGGAACGGGAUAUGCAUUUCGUUAUAAAAUACAGAAUGAAAUUCGCGAAGUUCAAUUUUAUAAGGAUGCGAUGCAACAUUUGUACAAUCAUCAGAAGGCCCUAGAUUUAUUGGGAACUCCGAUAAAAGAAAAAAGAGUUGAUAUAAGCGAUGCGGAAAAAAAUGGAUCUGAUGACAAUAAAACUUGGCUUACAAUUCCUAUCAUGGGAUCUAAAAGCUUUGGAGAAUUGCGUGUUGAAGCUCUUGUAAAGAAAGACAUGGAGAACAAACUGAAAGCUGAUAUUUACAAAGUAGAAUUAUCGAUUAAAGAAAUACCUGGUAAAGUGUUUGUGAUAAAAGACGAUAGCGCAGCUAUUACUGAUAAAUUAUAAUUAAAUUUGUAAAUAUAUUAUAUGUAUAAAUUAUAUAUUCAUAUGAAAUCAAUAGUUUAUUUGCAUAAAUUGAGAGAGAUACUCACAUACAAGUAUGUUUUUAAUACUAAUUUAUCAUAUUAUUUAAAUGUUUGCAAUGGCAUAUCAGUAACACCUUUAGGAACUUUCAAACCACGUCUAGUAUAUCCUAAAGCAGCUUGAAUAAUAAAUAUGGCAGCCUCGACAGUUAAUUUAACAUCUCGCUGAUCACCGAUAUGAGGAUUUACUUCUACUAAAUCUAUAGCAUUUAAUCUACGUGUUCUAUGUAUUUCUUCCAUUAUAUGAAUUGCCUCUCGUAGAGAUAAUCCACCUCGUACUAUAAAACAAAUAUAUAUACAGUAUAAUCUGUAAAAUAAAUUAUUAUAAUUUUAAACUGUAUACCUGCUGUUCCUGUACUUGGAGCUUCCAGGGGAU
Messenger RNA from Polistes canadensis, 1217 nucleotides. RefSeq lists its product as uncharacterized. Gene Ontology annotation, cellular component: mitochondrial inner membrane. Lineage: Eukaryota; Metazoa; Arthropoda; Insecta; Hymenoptera; Vespidae. Gene Ontology annotation, biological process: mitochondrial respiratory chain complex IV assembly; mitochondrial respiratory chain complex I assembly. The transcript has 2 exons. The record is from RefSeq and is a predicted model, not a curated record. Bases 333 to 764 code for a protein of 143 amino acids.